GGGGUACUACUCUAACUGUUUUUAAUUGUUAAUAUUAAUUUAUACUUUAGGCAAAAGGCUUUUCAGCUGAUUUAGAUCUACUUGAUUUAAUAAAUAAAUAAUUUAGCUUUGGCUGUUAACAAACAUCUAAACCAAACUAAAGAGCUAUCUGACAAGUGCACCAGUUUUCCUGACAGGCUCCCGAAGAUUAAGAAUGUCUGAAAAUGCACCUCCACCAUACCCUGGAAACCCUGAAGACAAAGGUAAUCAAGGGUAUCCACCCCCAGGAGGAUACUAUCCACCCCCACAGCAGCCUGGGUACUAUCCACCUCAGCCAGGCUAUCCACCAGGUGCCUAUCCACCUCCUCAAGGAGGCUACCCACCCCCUCAGGGAGGCUAUCCACCUGCUCAAGGAGGCUACCCACCCCCUCAAGCAGGCUACCCACCACCUGGAGGCUACCAGUCUUCUCAAGCCAACACGUCAACCAUAGUGGUAGCCCAGCCUACAGUAACUCUGGUUCAGUCAUUCAACGCUGUCCCGGUGCGCUGUUCCUGCCCACACUGCCGGGCUGACAUUGUCACGGCCACGCACUUUGAAACUGGGACGUUUUCAUGGGUCAUCUGUGUGAUCCUCUGUGUACUAGGGUGUGACCUGGGCUGCUGUUUAAUACCUUUUUGUGUUGAGGGCUGUCAGGAUGUCAUUCAUACCUGUCCUAACUGUCGCCAGCACAUUGCUAGAUGGAAUCGAAUGUAACCUGGGAACUAUUGGCCUUCAAGACCAAAUGAUGACACAAGGUAUACAAAUUGAAAUCACAAGACACAGAGGAGCUUGCAUCAACCUCUUAUCAAGAUGAAUUAGAAUUUUUUUUUGUCUAACUGCUGUCUGGCAGCUACUUAGCCUUAAUUAUUCAUUUAUAGUCUUAAUCAUUGCCUUGCCUUUGAGGUUCCCUUUUGUACUUUUAAGAUCUGUCCAUUUUUUUAUGUUUCUUUUUUAUACACUGUAAUUAUCCAAGAUCGUUCACACAUUUUAAAUUAGUCUUCUAAAAUCUGAUGGUUGAUACUGAUAUUAUAUGUACUGUAUUUUAUUUCCCCAAACUCUUUCCUUAUUGGAAUAGUUCAAAACUUACCAUGAAUGAUAAUUAGCUGUGUAAUGGAAGGAGGAAAAAAAAAUCAGUUGAUUGAUAAUAAAUAUGAAAUGGAUUGUUUUUUUUAACAAUUAAACAAUGUAUGAAAUAUUCUUUUUCCAUUGUUAAAAAAAAAUCCCUUUUUAAUUUUUGUGAUGAAAAAGUUUUUUUUCCAAUAAUUUUUAAUGGCUUAUAACUUAAUGUAUGUUAUAUUUUAAUGUCUGGAUUAUUACUUUUUAGUUUAACCCCUAUUGAUGUAUAAAUAUCUGGUUUUUAGCUUGGAAAUUAGCAUUAUUUUAAUGUUAUAUUAUUUUUAUUGUCUGAGUUGGACCUAAAGUUUAAAUGUCAUAAUUUUAAUAAUUUGUGUGUUUAAUUUCUGUUGUUUUAAAAUUACUUUUUUUAAACCUCUAGAUUUCAAAAUCAUGUAAUUUUUUACUUUAACAAUGAUGAUGCCAGCAUAACUUUGCUUUUGAAAAUCUACAUGUUGCCUUUAAGAGUAAAUAUUUUACAAUCUUUUUAUCCUCAGCACAAUAAUGUCUGAUUAAUAAUGCAAGGUUUUAUGCAUGACAUUUUAAAAUGUAUUCUCUUUUUAAAAUUUCUGUGGCUGCUGAUGAAUACAAAAAGUAGUUGAAAACAGCUUUAACAGCUUAUUUGGUAAUUAAUAUAAGAGGAGCUAUUUGGCUCAUUCAAAUUGUUCAAGAUGAAAUCUAAGUCUUUACCAGCAAAAAAAAUUUUCUGUCUUUGCAAUUAAUGUGAACUGUUGACAGUCACACCUCAAGCAUUUUUCCAACCUGUUCUGUCUGUGUGUGCUUUUCUUAGUACAUCCACAGUUUUGGAUUAACAUUUUGUAUUCAUAAUACAAUGCUAUCUACCAAUUGAUUUUUUUUUAAAUUCAUAUUUUCUAAAACCUAUGUAGGUCUUUUUUUUUUCAAAAAAAAAAAAAAAAUUUGUAUUCAUGAUGACCUUCAGGCUAAGACCUAGAAUUUUAAAAUAUAUUUUGAGGAACAGGUAAAAGAUAAAUUUAAAAUAUCAUACAACCUAUAAUACAUAAAUUAAUAUUUUAGUCAGCUUGUGCAUCCUUUAGAUAAAUAUACUGUUUACAUGUUUUUAAUAAUUUGUAACAAACUGCAUGUUAUUCACCUAUGCUAUGGCAGUUUAUGUAUUGUAAACCUUCACUAUCUUUGUGUGUAUGCAUGGACACACUUUAUUGUAAUCACAACUGUACAGACUUUUCUAGCUGUGGGUUUGUUUUAUCCUUUUGUACAUACACAGUGAGCUAAAAUACUCUCAAAUUGUUCACACCCAAUUUCACGUGGAGCACAAAUAACAAAAAUAGAGGCAUCCAAAUACUGAAAGUUGUUUAGAGGUGGCAGAUUAAUCUCACCCUGUAUAAUAUUUACAGAGAGCUCAAGUUUUUUGUUUCCAAUUUUAAUGUAAAAAUGACAUAAGAUUACUUAAAGAUUAAUGUUGGAGCAUGUUAUACUUACUCUUAGACUAGAUAUUAUUGGAAUAACAUCACGUGAUUAUACAGUUUUUAGUGCUGAAAGAUAUCAGUAUUCAAUUAACAUAAUACCUCUUAC
Physella acuta is the source of this 2683-nucleotide messenger RNA. RefSeq names its product cell death-inducing p53-target protein 1 homolog. The record is from RefSeq and is a predicted model, not a curated record. NCBI's taxonomy places the organism in Eukaryota, Metazoa, Mollusca, Gastropoda, Physidae. Gene Ontology annotation, molecular function: zinc ion binding.